Molecule: messenger RNA, 1089 nt
Organism: Eimeria acervulina
Lineage: Eukaryota; Apicomplexa; Conoidasida; Eucoccidiorida; Eimeriidae
Exons: 8
Coding region: 1-1089 (362 amino acids)
Source: RefSeq, a predicted model, not a curated record
AUGCAGAACGUGAAUAAAUACCACAGCUUAGGGGAUCGCUUAGGGGUUGUGCGGCUGGCACUUGGAAGUACAAAGAGGAGGCUGCAAAGUGCUGAUGCAGCCUUAGGUGUCAAACUGCUUAACGUGCCUCUUGCGGAGCUUGCAAUACAUUACCACGAAACUCAGCUUUUCAUCCAGGAAGCCAUCGGCCAUGUUGCAAAUGCAUUUGCGGUCGACCCGCAAAGAGUUGUGCCUUUACAGUUGAGGCCUGACGAACGCGAACCAACGAAGUGCACAAUUUGGACAUUCACGAUCCGAGGCAUUCCGUUUCAUGAUCUCUUGGGUCAAAUGAGAGAAAUGUUCGAACACUCCAAAGUUGCAUUUGGAGAAUGGCGCUUCGGAAGCAGAAAGGUAGAACUGGAACCCCUAAUCCUCGGCGUACCAGGGGUUCUUUCCAACGUCUCUCUCCAAACUCCCCCAACAGUAUGGCAGCGCCCAGGGCUUGAUGCAGAGUGGGAACAAGAAGCAGAGUUGUGGAUAAAACUUCGUGACUUCAAGUGGUUGGAAGAGCUGAAAAGCAGCGUGAGCCAGUUUGAACGCCGGCUGCUGAAACUCCGCGACGUAGUUGCGUCAACAAUGAAGGUGAAAGACCCUCGAGCACUCCAGGUGGCUAAGUACUACUCAACGUCCGACGGGACAAUAAUCAGAAUGACUCCCGCAACUCCAGAUAAACGUGAACAUAUUGAGCAAUUAAAGAAAUGGCUAUUGGCCUUUGAGAGUGGCGAAGUGAACCAGAAGGUCCCGGAGGUUUCUGAGGACUUCUGGCCUAUUCGCAGCCCCAAAACAGGCAGGCCUCUGUCCCUUUCCAUCUUCAGCUCAAGUACUACUAGUUCGACGGUGACACCCCUUGCACACCGUGUAAUUGUCAGUCGAGAUGAUUACUCUUAUGAAACUCCUAAAGGUGAGAACGUGAAGACGGCUUUCGAGACCCCGUUACUUCGCUUUGUUGUAGAGUCUCCCAGUUCGUUUUGUGCAGUGUAUCUUAAGCAUGCGUUUGAGCCCGUGCCUGCAACAACAAGGGGUUCACAGGUCUGCAUGUGGAUGCUUUGA